CCCAGAAUAGUUGAACGGCUCCGAUUUCAUUUAGUCGCUUAAUUUCUUUGGGAGCAUCAGAACGGACUACACGGCCUCAGUUUGAAGAACAGGAUGGCCUGAGGGAACCAGGAAAUAGGAUCACCUCUUCAAGCUGUUCUACAGGGGAAACAGUUCGUUUUAAUCGCUUUGACCGACUGUCAAUAUCCAACCACUCCAUCUUCUCAAACAUGCCCCAGUUAAUCGUUGGUGGAUGAAGUAAAAGAUAAAGCGAUUUUUUUUCAACUUGUAAAAGAAGAUUCAUUGAUAAACAAACGGGGGUCUACAGAACUUCUGGGGAAAAUGAAAGAAGCCAUCCGACCAGCAACUGUAGAUGAAACAAAUUGGUCAACUCAAAAUGUGUGCAUGAUACAUAAAGAAGAUUUAAGUCUUUUCUGUUUGGAGGAUCAAAUUCCCCUUUGUUCACUCUGCAGAAAAUCCUGGGAUCAUGCAGGGCACACUGUCAUUUCCAGGAAUCAACCAGAAAAUCAGGCUACUGGAAAUGUCUUAAAUGGGGGGAAAUCCCAGCCAACCGGGGCUUCCAUUGUAGAAUUUUCAAACAUAAACACAGCAGACUUCAUAGAAAAAGGACGAGCAACUGAUGGGAUUGAAGAUGACAACAAAGAUAAUAAGGACGCAGCUCUUGAGCAGUGUGUGGACUUCAUCUUGGAAGAAAAGAAGGAAGCAGGCAACCCGCCUAACGCCAGGGUCAAAAACUCAAUUACCUGGAUUAUCCUCAUACUAUUCAUCAUUCAGAUUGCGGGGUUGGUAACCACCAUCUUCGUUUUUACAAAAGCUAAACCUCAGUUGCCUUCUGCUGCUGCCACCACUUCCUGUUGCCCAACGGGCUGGCAGAUGUCCCAAGGGAACUGCUACCAUGUUUUGGAAACCCAACAGAGCUGGAAUGCUAGUCAGAAUCGUUGUCUCUCCCUUGGGGCCACCUUGGCUGUUUUUGGGGAUCUAGAGAAACUGAUUGGUGAUGUGACUGUCAGAGAGCCCUUUAACCACUGGAUUGGCCUCCACCGAAGUUCUGAAGACAGAUGGAAAUGGCCAGAUGGGACUCUAUUCAAAAACCUCUUCGAAGUGGAAGGAGACGGACGCUGUGCUUAUUUGAAGAACAGAGCGGCGAGCAGCGGUGAUUGUGCCAUCGGGAAGAAAGGACUGUGCAGCCUGAAAGGGUUAAUGAAACACAAACUCUGCCCGGCGACAUGACCUCUGAAGAAUUCCUUCCGCACCAAAAAGGGAGCCGGAGCCCUUCACUGCCACUGUGUGUUGGGCGUGCAUGCACCACAAUAAAUUUCUGUGGGUGGCCUUCCUUUUUCAUCCAUGCAGGAGAUAAAACAUUUUUACAGAGUAUAACUAACAAAAACUGACUAGACUGAGGGGGGGAAAAAUAAAAGUGAUGUAAGACAAGAUCUUAACACAUUUUAAGGUUGGGGGUUCCCCCCUGCCCCCCCAAUACGGGUUGCGAUCCUAAAUAUGUUUUUCGGGGGAGACCACCCCUUGAAUUUAGAGGGAUUUUACUCCCAAGUAAAUUAGAAAUCUAUUUUAAGAUUAUAUUCACGCUGUGUGUUUUGGUACAUAUGCGCUCUAGCUGGAUUGAGAGUGCUCUGCUACCUCACUUUUUUUUUUCUCCUUUAGUUAAAAGCAAUGCAAAUUUGGAGAAGGAAUACUUUAAAACACUAGUCAAUUUUGAGUAAUUGUGUGGCCAGACUAGGCUAAAAUGGGUCAGGGGUAGAUUGUGAUUCAGUGUGUUGUAGGACACCCGGCUGUUAGCUUUUGCAUGUGGUGUGAACUGGGUUACCAAGCCCUAGGACUGCAUGUUUGUAUGGAAUUUAAUACAUUGGAUGACCCCAA
Messenger RNA from Pantherophis guttatus, 1875 nucleotides. Lineage: Eukaryota; Metazoa; Chordata; Lepidosauria; Squamata; Colubridae. The record is from RefSeq and is a predicted model, not a curated record.